AUGGAACUGCAAAGCACCGGAUUUCAGGAGCAAGGGUUCGUGGUUGACAUCCCAGACCGUCAGACGACGCGAGUUGCUCCACACAUGCCACUGAAUACAUCUUAUAGUUUGGAUCCUACAAUGUCGUUGUCUUAUACGAAACUGAAUCCCGAUGCCAACGAGAUCCGGCUUCUAACCAUUUGGCCUGACGAGAACGUGGCAAAUCCGGUGCGGGGUUCACUCCAUCCUGUAUCACUCAAGGACCCUUAUGAAUUCGAAGCGCUAUCAUAUGUCUGGGGGAAUGUCGCCAUCAGAACAGACAUCUGGGUAGAUUGCUGUAUUGUUAGCGCCCCAACCAAUUUGGAACAAUUCUUGCGCGCACUCCGCGAGCCAAAACAAGAUCGAGUGGUUUGGGUUGAUUAUCUCUGUAUCAACCAACAUGAUAUAUUGGAGAGAAACUCUCAGGUCCUCUUGAUGAGCCAGAUCUACAUCAAUGCAACUUCUGUGAUUGCUUGGCUUGGACUAUCAACCCCGAAUAUUGAAGAUGCAAUUGCUUACCAAAAUUAUUGCGAAGGCCUAAGUACCCCGAAAAGCAAGUGGUGGUUUGAAAUCCAUGAUAAGAAGGACCUUUCAAUCGAGGAAAGUCGGAAGAGAGACCUGGCAAUGAUGGACGUCUUGGAUGGGACGCUCGAAAUAUUAUCUGCUCCUUAUUGGCAGCGACUGUGGACCUUCCAGGAGUGGCAUCUACCAAAGACGAGGCCGAUCUGUAUGUUCGGAAAGCUCUGUUUCACAUUUAGGGAUGUCUUCAGUCGAUUGGGAUCAAGUUUCAACUCCAUUGACGAUAUGAUGGCCAAGUAUCGCAAGACAGUCGGUCAAAACCUAGACGGUGAAGCAAAGGAAUUCUCUGAGAAGAUGCUGGAACGCGAGAAAGCCAUACACACAAGAACGUUCCGAAACUUUCUCCCCAUUCUACCAGGAGAUCUCCUGGUACAGAAGGACCUUCACAAGGAUCCAAAUUCGCCACCCAGUCGUCCCCUCGGCGAGCUACUAUCAGUUACGACUCAUCGCAAUUGCAGCAACCCACUUGACAGGGUAUAUGCAUUAUAUGCAAUGGCCCCUUUGGCUCAAGAGAAAUAUCCCCCAGACUACCAGAAAACUGUCAGCCAACUGAUUCAUGAGACAACGGCAUAUGUUUUACAGUACGAGGGAAACACCAGAAUUCUGGACUAUUUCUGUUUCUCUGAUGACGAGGCACUUCCAUCGUGGGUAGUAGACGUUACAAUAACAGACCAACGGCGCCGUGAUCUUAUUUUUGCGGGUCGAAGUGAGCAGACAACUCCUGAAAGAAGUCUCUGGAAGAAGCCCGAUGGUUAUUUGCCUAAAAUAACUGACAAUCUACGGACGUUACAGCUUCGUGGUCGAGUGAUAGGUGUCGUCCAGGAGUCAUUCAGAUUGAAUACCGAGAAACACGCACCUCUCAGGGAAAUCCCAAGUUACCUUCAACGCAUCAGGGAGGAUGAGUGGAUUAGCCCUUUCAGCAUGGCAGAUACCCUUAUCAGCGCAUGCUACAACUAUACCGAGUCAUGGAGUUGGAUGUCUUACGCCUACUUCUCUGAAACAUUGAGCAAGCUCAAUCGAGAAGGUAAUCUCCGACUCAUAGAUAUUGCAGAUGCACGGAUAAGUAUAUUUCUUGACAGCUUCUCCAAGCUUAAGGGGAAAUGUUUGUUCUCAAUAUCAUCUAUCGGAGAUUCUGCGCCUGUAGCCUUCGGGUUCAUAGACUGUCACAUCAAGGGGGGUGAUAUUCUUUUCAUCGCCAGUGGUAUCUCCCAGGUUUUGGUACUCCGACCACUAGAAGACGGUGUGGCUUUGAUUGAGAACAGGAUUCCAUGUUGCAAGAUUGUCGGACGGACCUUUGUUGAGGGUAUCGCAGAGCGGCAGAAGUCUCAGCCUACCGCAUUUGCUCAGAGAGUGAAGGAUACCCCAGUGGUUCAGGUUGAUAUCAAGUAAUCUUGGUACCAUGAGUUAGUCAGAGGAAUGGUAUGAGUUCGAACAUGGCUAUUGCUAGGAACAGUCAGCCCGUGGAGUAACUUCUGCGAUAUAGGUCUAUUUGUAUUUUAUUCUCUCUGUUUGGCAGUUGUGUAUAGUGCGUCGUUUGAGGAUCCUGUACUAUUGUGGUGCUAUUGUUUUCGGGCGUGGAAUGAAUUUAAGUAUUUCAUUGCAUU
Molecule: messenger RNA, 2201 nt
Organism: Aspergillus sclerotioniger CBS 115572
Lineage: Eukaryota; Fungi; Ascomycota; Eurotiomycetes; Eurotiales; Aspergillaceae
Product: HET domain-containing protein
Exons: 2
Coding region: 1-1986 (661 amino acids)
Source: RefSeq, a predicted model, not a curated record